Messenger RNA from Saprolegnia parasitica CBS 223.65, 1575 nucleotides. RefSeq lists its product as hypothetical. The transcript has a single exon. Gene Ontology annotation, molecular function: metalloaminopeptidase activity; manganese ion binding. Gene Ontology annotation, biological process: proteolysis. NCBI's taxonomy places the organism in Eukaryota, Oomycota, Saprolegniomycetes, Saprolegniales, Saprolegniaceae. Bases 1 to 1575 code for a protein of 524 amino acids. The record is from RefSeq and is a predicted model, not a curated record. Gene Ontology annotation, cellular component: cytoplasm.
AUGGUGCGGUACUUGGCCAACGUCGGCCGGAUCGCCCGCGCCACUGCACUCCCCAAGGUCGUCCUCAUUGGCACCAAGGAGACAAACGGCCUGGACCUUGGCUCGCGUAUCCUCGCGCAGCUCAAGCGCGAGCAUCGUCCGUUGGAUCCGCUGGCGCGCCGGCUCUUGGCGCACACGAUCGACGAGCUUCGCCCGACCGCUGACGCGCCUGUCUCGGCACACGUCUAUCUGCCGCUCGGCGACGACGAUGAUAUUGUGAGCUGCACCGUCGCCACGCUGCCGACGGCGAUCUCGCGCCACAACGCCUUUGCCCGCCCGCACGCCAUCGCGAGCGUCGUGAAAGCCCACCUGGCCGACGCCGGGCGGACGCUCGUGGGCGUGGACCUCCCAUCGCACACACAUUUGCAGCCGUGGAAGACAGCCGGCUUUGCCGUCGCGCGCGCAAUACCGACGUACAAGCACACGUCGACGACGCGCGUCGGCGUCAUCACGGACGGCGUCGCCACCUCGAUCCGCGCCGACGACGUCGACGUGGUCUUCAGCCACGACCUCUCGGCCAAUGAUGUGGCCUUUCUCAACGCGACCGCCGACGGCAUCCACCUCGCGCAGCGCCUCGUCGACGCGCCGCCCAACGAGCUCACGACCGAGACGUUUGUGGAAGAAGCCCGCGCGGUGGCCCACCGCCAUGGCGCCGAAUUCACGCUUAUCCAAGGCACCGAGCUGCGCGACCGCGGCUUUGGCGGGCUCUACAACGUCGGGAAGGCGUCUUUGCACCCGCCGGCACUCGCGGUGCUGAGCUACUACCCGACGGACGCCUCCCGCACCGAGCGCAGCAUCGCGCUGGUGGGCAAAGGCCUCGUGUACGACACGGGCGGCCUCGACCUCAAGGUCGGCGGGCACAUGGCGGGCAUGAAGGCCGACAUGGGCGGCGCGGCUGGGCUCCUCGGCGCCUUUGACGCUGCCGUGCUCUCGGGCAACGUUCGCACGCGGCCGCUGCACUGCGUCCUCUGCAUCGCCGAGAAUGCAAUUGGACCGAACGCGACGCGACCGGACGAAGUGCACACGUUCUACUCGGGCAAGACGGUCGAGGUCAACGACACGGACGCCGAAGGUCGCUUGGUGCUCGCCGACGGUGUCGCGUACGCAGUCCAGCACCUGAACCCAGCGCUGUUGCUGGACAUGGCCACGCUCACAGGCGCCCAAGGCGUUGCGACGGGGUCGCACAUGGGCGCGCUGUACACCAACACGGACGACCUCGAGGCGAUGGCAGUCGCGGCCGGCAAGGCGUCGGGUGACCUGGUCCACCCUGUGCCGUACGUACCCGAGUUUUUCCGCCCCGAGUACAAGAGCCAAGUCGCCGACAUGAAGAAUUAUAUGAGCAACCCGCGCAACGCCGGCGUCUCGUGCGGCGGCCAGUUCAUCGCGAACCACAUGGCCGACUUUGUCGACGGCGACGGCCAGUGGAUGCACAUUGACAUGGCGUCGCCAGUCGAGCACAGCGACAAGCGCGCGACCGGCUACGGCGUCGGCUUUGUCCAGUCGCUUCUCGAGCAGCUGCAUUGCAAGACGCUGUAG